UCCACAUUGGUGCUGUUGGUAGUUCUAAUUGUUGCAGAAGUCAGUGUUGCAACAGGAAAUUAGGCGGUGGCCAGACUUCGUUGGCUCCAUGAAGUUGCAUCUGUCACCUUGCAUAGCACAGUCUGCCUGUGAAGAAAACUGGAUGCCUGCUGUGUAGGGAGGGAAAACACAUCAGGACAAUGCACCCAGGAAUGAGGACUCCUUCCAAGAGUCUCACAAGUGCCUGCUGCGUCCAACUCAGUGGCAAAGGUGGAGUGUCUAACCAGAAAUAGUUUAUGCGCUCAUUUCCUCUCUCUGCUCUUAGGGUUAGAUCUAACAUUUAGGCCAACAAGACACGUGGGCCAAGAAAGAGAUGACAGAGUGCUUACCGUCAAAAGAACAUGGAGGGUAGCCCCGGUGCAGGGUGGCAGAUGCCCAAUCCUUUGAUGCAGCCAAAGACGGGUAUCUUGUUUUGGUAAACGGUACAUCGAAGGGCUUCAGCUGCAGGAAAAAGGAGGAAAAACCCACAUGGAGCCAGACAGGAAUCGGGGGUGAAGGCCACAGAAUUCCCCAUGCACCUGCCAUGGAGAGAGUGCCAUGUAACGACAAAGACAGCUCCACAAAGUGUGUUGGAUGCAGAUGGAGCCAAAGAAGAGGCCUGUGGAGAAGCAAGCCAGGCGAAAGAGUCAGCUUGUGAUCAAGGAACUCACCUGGGACACAGCAGAGCAGGGCAGAGAAGCCCAGAGCCAAGAGCUUGUUCAUCUUCAUCUUCGUCACCGUAAAGCUGCAGUCGUGUGGGGAUGGGCCCUGAUUGGCUGCUGCCCGGCCUCCACCAGUGGUAAUAUAACUCCGGCUGGUGUGUGAGGAGUGCCAUACUCUGCACACUGCCCUGCACCCCUGCCUGGGCUCUCGCUCGCCCAGCACACCGUGCCGCUUCCGCCUCCGCUUGAAGGAGAGAAAACAAAGGAUGAACAAGAUGCUGGUUCCUGUUUUCACAGCCCUGCUGUACUUUGCAACGGCGGGCGCCCUCCUGUGCCACGUGUGUGUCAGACGGCAGCCGAACAAGACGUGUCUUGCAGGGAAAAGCAUGUGCAAGGCAGGUCCGGGGGAAUCCUGCUACCUCCAGACACUCCUCCUCGGGAACUUCCCCCUCUAUUCACAGCAGGGCUGCUUCAGAGAUUGCCACGACCAAGUCGGAGGCACGUUCAUCCAUCACGUCUUCCACUGCUGCACUGAAGACUUCUGCAAUGCCUAGGGGCCAUGGACACCACCUCACUUCCCACUCACUGGGGGGGCAGCUGCACUUCUGGGAGAAGUCCACUUUCUUCCCUCCUGGUUUCUUUCCUGGUUUCCCCAGUCUGAUUAAAACCCCACCAGAAUCCAAGACCUGCUGUGGCCCGUGUCUGCCCUCUCCUGUCCUCUGACCCCUCCCACUCCCAUGGCCCCCUCCCCUUUGACCCCUCUCCUGCCUGCCCCGCCCUGCCCGGUGUCUCGCUGGCCCAGGCCCAGCACUAUGACUCCCUUGGAUCUUGGAUUUGCUGUGGUGCCGUGGGUUAAGGUGA
Molecule: messenger RNA, 1541 nt
Organism: Mauremys reevesii (Reeves's turtle)
Lineage: Eukaryota; Metazoa; Chordata; Testudines; Geoemydidae
Exons: 6
Coding region: 947-1234 (95 amino acids)
Source: RefSeq, a predicted model, not a curated record